Messenger RNA from Zea mays, 1026 nucleotides. RefSeq names its product protein MEN-8. The record is from RefSeq and is a predicted model, not a curated record. The transcript has a single exon. NCBI's taxonomy places the organism in Eukaryota, Viridiplantae, Streptophyta, Magnoliopsida, Poales, Poaceae. The coding region runs from base 313 to 636 and encodes 107 amino acids.
GUAUAUGCUUCUUGUAUAUUGCCGACAGAUCGAGAGGCAAGCUCUGGGCAGCUUCCGCAAUCCGCACCAUGGAGUUCGGCGGAUGACUCUGGCUAGCCCGCGUGACUCCGCACGCUUGCGCUGGAUGAAGCCAAGCGCGCGAGCACAUGCACUGAUGCACGUCGUCACGGGCCGCGCUAACCGGCCCCUAUAUUAAGGCCGGGCCGCCGCCGACGUGGCGUGGGCGCGUGGCCACUGCACCACUACACAAGCAAAGCUAUAGGCCUAUAGCUAAGUGUGCUCGCGUGGGUACGUGCUGGAGCGGAUCCAUCGAUGUCCGGGACGAGGAUGAAGGCGAGCAACGCGGCGCCGCUGGUGGCGUUGCUGGUCGUGGCCGUGGCAGCGGGCGCGGCGGGCGCCAUCAAGCUCUGCGGCGUGGACCGGUCCGCGGUGGACGCGUGCACGCCCUACUGCGUGGUGGGCAGCGCGCAGGCCGCGCCGGGCCAGCUCUGCUGCGACAAGGUGAAGGCCGCCCGCUGGAGCUGCCUCUGCGACUACCGGAGCGCUCUCCCCAGCGGCAUCGACGCCGCGCGCGUCAUGGACCUCGCCACCAAGUGCAAGUGCGACUACCCGCCGGCGUCCUGCGACGCCAACUAGCUAGCCGUUUAUUCUGUGUCUAGACUAGAUCUAGAUGCCACGCCGGACGUGUCUCGUGGCCAUCGAUUAUCGUGUAUUGUUGCUUUAUUUAUCAUCGUUUCAGUGCUACGUACGGUACGGGUAUAGUAACAAACUGUGACGGCCUGACGGGCUCUGCACACUGCGCGCAGGCUGCAUGCUUGUGCACUGCAGUCGUGCUCGUGCUCGUCGGUGGGCUAUCUAUCUAUCUAUCCGUCAGCCGCGUGCCACGUCGUGUACCCUCUCGUACGUACGUGUUUCUUUGCUGCGUCCUACUAGUACUAGCUCACUGCUGUGGCACUGUGCCUGUGCGGUGCGUCCACGUCGUCCGUCGCAAACAAUAAACAUUCAGGUCUCAAUUUGUUUGUUGUU